Molecule: messenger RNA, 780 nt
Organism: Hibiscus syriacus
Lineage: Eukaryota; Viridiplantae; Streptophyta; Magnoliopsida; Malvales; Malvaceae
Product: ras-related protein RABA1f-like
Exons: 3
Coding region: 1-780 (259 amino acids)
Cellular component (GO): endosome
Molecular function (GO): GTP binding; GTPase activity
Source: RefSeq, a predicted model, not a curated record
AUGGUAAUGCAAGGGGUUGAAGAUAUACUGUUGCUUGUUGUACAAGGAGCAUUUCAAUGGCGUCCUCGCCAUUAUUUUGUUGACGCCGACCGAGAAGAAGAAGUAAAACGACGUAAAGGAAGAGAAAUGGGAGCUUAUAGGGCCGAUGAUGAUUAUGAUUACUUGUUUAAGGUCGUCUUGAUCGGUGAUUCUGGCGUCGGGAAAUCCAACCUUUUGUCUAGAUUCACGAAGAACGAGUUCAGCGCCGAAUCGAAGUCGACCAUCGGUGUCGAGUUCGCAACUCGGAGCAUUCGUGUCGAUGAUAAGGUCGUUAAAGCUCAGAUUUGGGACACUGCUGGGCAAGAAAGAUAUCGCGCAAUUACCAGUGCAUAUUAUCGAGGCACGGUCGGAGCUCUACUAGUUUACGAUGUUACUCGUCGCGUUACGUUUGAGAAUGUACAGAGGUGGCUCAAGGAACUCCGAGAUCACACCGACCCGAACAUUGUGAUCAUGCUAGUCGGGAACAAGGCUGACCUGCGCCAUUUGCGAGCCGUUGAAGUCGACGAUGCCAAAGCUUUUGCGGAAAGAGAGAAUACCUUCUUCAUGGAAACAUCUGCACUCGAGGCUCUGAAUGUCGAGAAGGCUUUUACCGAAGUGUUGGCUCAGAUUUACCAUGUCGUGAGUAGGAAAGCUCUUGAUAUCGGAGAUGAUCCGUCGGCUUUACCUAAAGGCCGGACGAUUAAUGUCGGAUCUAAAGUUGAUGCAUCGGCAGUGAAAGGAGCCGGAUGUUGCUCGUCUUAG